AUGUCCAUCAUCAGCCUCGAGCUGCCUCGAAACUCCAUAGUUUCCAUUGACGAUAACUACAUUCGCCCCACUCGCAACAACAGCACGGCUAGCUUGAGCUCGAUGGGCCCAGCAACAGCAGCAGCGUCUCCCUCGGAAACUCCUAAGGAAAACUAUGUCAUUUCCAAUAGACACAAGAUGCGAUCCAAGAACACCACCUCAAGCGCCAUUGUCUCGGACGAAGACUCCGAGCUGGAGUUGUACAUGGUCCAUGGGAAGAUGAAGUGGCGUCGUAACUCCAACGAGAAGGCCCAGAGGGUGCUGCUGUUGUCGAGUGUCAAGAAGGACUUCAAGUUCAGGUUUGAGAAGAAAAAGGCCGCAGGCCAGCUGGCCUCGUCGACGCCUACGCUGACGUCAAUUGCUAGCCAAUUGGAGGAUUCAAUGCCCUCUCCACACUCUUCCUUCUCCCACGAUGGCUUUCUGCUUCCACAUCUGCAUCAUCAUAAUCAUAAUCAUCACCUCCCAGCUCCCCCUCCACUUCCCCAGCAUGCUAUACCCCUGCAUCCCUCCCCUCAGCAUAUAAACCAGUCACCCCCUUUACAACCACAUCUGCCAAGCACCUUAUGGACCCAGCAUAAUGCUCAUAAACAUUCCCAGUCUCCUGGGAGCCUGAGCCCUGAAGAGUCAGACGUUUCAGCCUCGCGCAAAAAAGCUCGUAGCUCCUCAAUUACGCAAACUAUGUUUCUAAAGCGACGCAUGCUUCUUUCUAAAGACCUUCAAUUGGAAUUGUUGGAAUCGAGUCUUUCUCCCAACUCUGUUUCAAAUACUUUGAAUUCGGACACCAAGUUCCCAUCUCCGUCCCUGCAAUAUUCUCGCAAACCCAAUCAUAUCAUUGGAGAUGAACCCAUUUCUCCCCAACUGUCCCUAAAUCCUCUUCGAGCGCUACGGUCGCCGUCUCCGCCUCCUCAUGGUUUUCCUUCUCUGGAGGUUUCCAGCAUACGUCUGCAAAACAAGCUUAUAACUGAACUCAACAGAAAAUGGAACAAAGCCACCAUGGAGAUGACUGAGAAACGCCUUGAUUUAAAAGACCCAACCACUGCAACCCCGUCGAAAAAGAGAGACCGCUCAGAACUGGUGUCUAGCACGGAUAGUUACGCCAUUCACUAA
Messenger RNA from Candidozyma auris, 1146 nucleotides. RefSeq lists its product as uncharacterized. The coding region runs from base 1 to 1146 and encodes 381 amino acids. The transcript has a single exon. The record is from RefSeq and is a predicted model, not a curated record. Lineage: Eukaryota; Fungi; Ascomycota; Pichiomycetes; Serinales; Metschnikowiaceae.